Messenger RNA from Biomphalaria glabrata, 1275 nucleotides. Its product is annotated as seipin-like. NCBI's taxonomy places the organism in Eukaryota, Metazoa, Mollusca, Gastropoda, Planorbidae. The transcript is spliced from 8 exons. Gene Ontology annotation, cellular component: endoplasmic reticulum membrane. The record is from RefSeq and is a predicted model, not a curated record. Bases 135 to 1238 code for a protein of 367 amino acids. Gene Ontology annotation, biological process: lipid droplet organization; lipid storage.
GUAAACUUGUUUUCAUUCAGUAGAGAUUAAAGUUUCCAGAGUGUCUGAGAAAGCGAGAGAGCUUUUCGCCUAUGUCACCUCUUGCUCUUCUUUGUUUUAUAAAUGCUAAAUUAUAAACGUCAGUUUAAAAGAAAAUGGUCUUACAAAAUAGUUUAGUUGUUCAUUCGAAAGCACACAUACUAAAAAUAUUUGAGCUGCUUUACCAAAUCUUGACAUGGCCAUUUAAAACUGCUGUUGUAAUUUGUGGAUUCAUCCUUAAUUUUUUUCUUGACCAAGCCAAGUCCAUUUUUCUGAAGCUUUUUUUCCUUUUCCUGAUAUUGGUUGUUCUAAGUUCAGCUGCUGUUUUGUUGUAUGCUACUUUUUAUAAUUUUUACAUCCCGACAGCAGAAAUUAAAAGACCAGUGCAUUUAACUUACAAUGUGUGUUCUUCUGGUGUUGGCGUCUGCUCUUUUCCAUCUGCCAAUGUGACAUUUUGGAAUGAUGAAGGCACUAUUCAAGAGGUUUUAACAGUUGGUCAAGCUUACAUGGUUGAUGUAGAAUUGGAAUUGCCUGACUCAUCUGCAAAUAGGAAUUUGGGCAUGUUCCAGGUGUCAGUGAAAAUGUAUGACAGAACUGGACAAGUUUCUCUUACAACCCAAAGAACAGCUAUGGUCAGGUACAGAUCAAUUGUUCUAAGAAUGCUGGAUUUGCUUCUGUGGAUUCCUUUUUACUUUGUAGGCAUCUCUGAGCAGAAACACAGCAUCAUGAUCAAUAUGUUCACUCAUUAUGUGGAUGACUAUUAUCACCCAUCAGUUGGUGCAACAGUUGAGGUUCAAAGCCACAAGAUUGAAAUUUACACAGCAACCGUUACAUUCUCUGCUAAAUUUUCUGGACUCAAAUAUCUUCUUUACCACUGGCCACUUUUGAGUGGUUUAUGUGCCUUUAGUGUCAAUGUAUUGAUUCUGGCCUUGGGUUUGGCUGUCGCAGCUUAUCAGAGAACAGAAACUUUACAGAAAAUAACAGCGGCAGUGCAGAUAACAGAAAAAGCCGAAGUGACCGCGAAAGAUGAUCAGAAAACAUUUGCCUCCUCCUCAACAAUGACAGAAGAUAAAAAUAUUUCACAAACCAGCAAGAUAGAAAUCAAAGCAGAGGACGAUAUUCUGCCAUUGAUACAAGAACCAGUGGAUUUUGAUUUUGCUGUGGAGAAUACCGACACAGAGGUUGUGAAUGAACUAAGACAGAGAAGCAUUCAGCAUUAAUCUUUUAUCAUACUAAUUAAUAUUGUGAGAAACUUGA